AUGGCGGUGUCCGCCGGCUGCGCCGUGGUGUUCGUCAGCCAGGCGUGGCGCCAGUACAGGGAGAGCCCCAUCAGGACCACCGUAAGGACCACCAACUUCCCGCUCUCCGAGAUACCUUUCCCUGCCGUCACCGUCUGUCCCACCACCAAAGUGCGCCGCACUGUCGGGGAGAAGCUGCUUGCAAGCUUGCUGAACAUCACCGAGCUGAACGACACGGUGCGUGGUGAGCUGCGGCUCGUGAUGGCAAUGCUGGCCAACCACGAGUUCCCCUACAACUACCGCGUGUGGCAGUACUACAAUAGUUCCACAGACAUGAUCAGCAAGCUCAACGAUAAACUCAAUGUCACGUGGUUCAUGUUGCAGGUGAUGCCUCCACUAGAAAAGAUGCUUGGUUUGUGCAUAUGGCAAGGUAUAUUCCAAAACUGCACUUCAAUAUUCUCGCUACAACGUACCGAGGGAGGCUUCUGCUACAGCUUCAAUUCGCUCACUUCGGAGGCAUCUAGGCAUUGCCUCGCCUCGGGGCCCACCACCGGCCUCGAGCUCACCCUGUACGACGCGCCGGACGCCGACAAGAUCAGCCCAGAGCAGCGCGACCACCACGGCUUCAGGGUGCUCGUGCAGAACGUGGAGCAGCCGCCGGAGUCGGCGCGCGGGCUGCUGGUGGCGCGGCGGCGCGGCCGAGUCAUGAAGCUGCUGCUGAGCGCCGCGCUCACCGACAGCCGGCGCCACCUGCUGCGGCUGGGCGCGCGCCAGCGGGGCUGUCUGUUCGACAGCGAGGCCACGCCCCUCCUGGCCACCGUCUACUCGUUCAAGACGUGCCUCAUGGACUGCCGCCUCCAGCACAUCCUACGCCAUUGCCGCUGCGUUCCUUACUACUUUAACCAUGUGCCCGAUUACCCAACAUGCAACUUGUCCAGCAUUGCGUGCAUCGCGAGCAUCGAUAGAGACCUGCGGUUCUACCGCGUGGACGACGGCGGCGCGCCAGAAGGCGGGCAGUCGGCGGGCGCGCUCAACUGCUCGUGCCUGCCCGACUGCCACGUGUACGCGUACGGCGUGGACGCGCGCUACGAGGCCAACCCCGCCAUACGCUCCGACGCCUACCUCGACGUCUACUACUCAGAGUCCGCCGCCGUCUUCUACCUGCGGGAGCUCACGUUCGACGCGGCGCAGCUCAUCGUGUCAUUCGGAGGCAUCCUGAGCCUGUUCCUGGGGGUGAGCGUGCUGUCCCUGGCUGAGGUGCCGCACUUCGCGCUGCGGCUGGCCACGGCGCUGUACCGCGGCAGCGGGUCCACCACCGCCAAUGCCACCACAACGGAUCACCAGCCACAGUCCGUGUGGGUCACCACGGCACCGGGUCGCCGACAUCCCACUGUCUCUGACCAUCCCUGGAGCACAGUGUCAGGGCCUAAGCUACGCGUACUGCGCGACACGGCGAGCAUCGCUAGCAGCAGCCACCGUCUCCGGACACGCAAAGGCACGAAAUGGCUCGGGCGAAAGUCCCCGCAAUUGCCGCUCUUCAGGGGCGCUCUGCGGCUCAAGAGCGGGAAAAUUGCGGCAGUUGCCGCUCCACAGGAACACUCCGACACUGAAAUGGCGCUGGCGCAGUGGAGGGCGAGCGUCGCAGCCCGGUGGUGA
This is a messenger RNA of Schistocerca piceifrons (Central American locust), 1635 nucleotides long. RefSeq names its product sodium channel protein Nach-like. The transcript is spliced from 8 exons. The record is from RefSeq and is a predicted model, not a curated record. Gene Ontology annotation, molecular function: ligand-gated sodium channel activity. NCBI's taxonomy places the organism in Eukaryota, Metazoa, Arthropoda, Insecta, Orthoptera, Acrididae. Gene Ontology annotation, cellular component: membrane. Gene Ontology annotation, biological process: sodium ion transmembrane transport. The coding region runs from base 1 to 1635 and encodes 544 amino acids.